GACAAGAGCUGUGUCCUCACUCAGGAUAAUGAAGAGAGAAAGAGGAUGAUGUUACGUCUCAAGCUGAAAUAAACACAGCGUCCAUACAGUCCCAAGCGGUAGGGACAGCAUUCCAAGGUGAUUUAAAGCAGGACAUAGAAAAAAACAACAUGGCCUCCAAACCAUCACAAGAUCAUCACUGUCCCCAAAAUACUGGCUCAUCACAACAAUUUCAAGUGGGUGAGCUUCCAGUAAUUACCAAAAGAAAUGGAUGCACAGAGAAGACCAACACAUCAAUAGUCCACAAUAAUGAAUGUGAAGAAAUGACCAGGAUGGCCCCCAAAACUACUCAGAAGAAAACCCAAGCUGAAGGCCAUUUAUUUAAUAUAAAAAUGGAAUCCUCACAAGCAGAAUUAUUUAAAGAAAACUCCAGCGCAACACUUGAACCAGUGGGCAGCCAUCCAGAAACUGAAGUGGCACCUAAAUCAUCCAUUUGUAACAUCCUAUCCUCCAGUGAAUCAACAGUCAAUGUUGUGCUGUUUGGAAACAGCUCUGCAGUCUGCUUUGGAGACGAGAACAUCUUAUUAGGAAAAGAGCAUGUUCAUCCAGAGCAGGACAAGUUCCCCAGAAGAAGAGAAAUAUCAGGACGUGAUGUUUCAGUGAUUAAUAUACUUGACUUGUAUGAAGGUGAAAUGUACCUUAACCCAGUGGAGUACAUCACCGGUCAGCUACUCAAUGAAAAUAACAUCCAUUCUUUCAUCUUUGUUCUGCAACAGAGGCGUUUUACAGAUGCUGAUAAGCGAGGAAUAGAAUGGCUACAAAAAACAUUUGGUGAAAGUGUGCUGCCUUUUGUGAUGAUUCUCUUCACUUAUGAAAGUGAGGAGGACAGUGACACCAUCAUAGACGACCUGAAGAAAAAUCCUGUUCUAGAGCAGCUGCUUCAGAAGUGUGGAGACAGAUACCACACCUGCAGCAAGAGCAUGAACAACCAAUCAGAGAUGAAAACACUGCUGGAGAAGAUUGACCACAUGGUUUCUGAGAACAACCAGCGCUGCUACACUGCAGAGAUAUAUAAUACAACGUCAACACAAAAGGGACAGCUACAAGACAGCAAGACUCAGCAAACUGAAGAUGAAGCUGCAGGUGCAAAUCUAACUGUAGAUAACUCCAGCGAAGCAAAGACUGAAGAGCAAACCAAAAUAAUAGAAGGGGACAAGGAGGAAAAUCCAGAGCAUGGAACAGCAGAAGACAGAUCACAGCAAUUUGAAGAAAAACAGAAAACAGAGCUAUUCAUUAAACUUAAUCUUACAGGAAAAUUAGAACAAAAAAUUAAAAUGGCAGAUGUUCUCCAAAUAACUAAACCCUCUUCAGAGAAUGAUUUAGUUCACACUUUUCUACAAAGACUGCUGCUGAUGAACUACACAGCAAGAUGUGGAGAAGGCAGUAAAAUCAAUCAAACACACUCAGACGGGAAGAUUAAUCAAACUCACCCAGUUGCUGAAAAUGCUGAUGAGAAUGAUGUUUAUAAUGAUAUCUUUACAUUGGAAAAUAUAGAAGCAGUCCAGAUCAGUCUUGUUCAUCCUAUGGAUGUUCAGAUGGCUCUGUUCCACUGCUCAGAUCAUUUCCUAAGGCAGUUGAUGGUCACAAAACUAUCACAGUGUCAAUACGCAGUUCCUUUACUGGUCCCUAAUCCCUUUACCAGAGAGAUUGAGUUCCCGCUGUGGACGUUUCGCCAAAUCAAGAAAAGCUGGAAAACCACUGAUAAAAUAUCCAAUGUCAUUAGCAAAGAAAAAACUACAGUUACUACAGACGAUGAAGGUUUAACCAAAAUCACAUGCAAUGAAAAGGCUAUUGCCACUGCAGACACUCCAAUGGUGGCAUUCUUCAGGCUUGGUGAUGUGUCAUCAUCAAAAUCUCAGCUGAUAGACAGUGUAAUCAAUAAAAAACACAGUACAUUCUUCCAUCGGCACUGCCCUGGCAGUAACACAAACCGUCUACUGAUGGAUGGUGUGGUGGAGAUUGGCUGGUAUCUUCCAUCAGGGAAAAGUAUGGAUCACUUCACCGAUUGUGUGGCAUUCUGUAAUCUGCAUGGUGAUGCAGGAGCCCAGCAAUUGGAGAAGCAAUUGGAGAUUCUGAGUGAAAUGUCAUCUGUGAAUGUUGUAUUUCUACCCAAUCUUAAUAAAAAUGACAAAAGAAUGGCAAAGUUGCAGAAGCUCUAUAAGCUCUCCAAACCAAUGAUUUGUCUGCUUUCUGAGGAAUCUUCCCAUGUCACUCAGACGAAGGCUGGGAAAUACAGAAUUGGUCUUAAAGACAGAAAUCAGUCAGACAUAUCUGGAGAACUUACAACAACAAUUAGAGAACUCAUCUCUAAACCUUCAGUUACUUUCAAACUUGAAAAUGUAGCAAAACACUCAGGGAUCCAAAUGGAUGAGGAACUUGAGGACUGCAAAAAAGGAAGAGAAGCAGCAAAGCACCUUACAAACUUACUAGAAGGAAAAGACUUAUCCAGAAACAAAGAAAUACACCUUCCCUGUCAAGGACGACUGUGGAAAAAAUGGUGUCAAAUGAAUAAAGAACUGCACAAACCACAAGGCUACAACAUAGAGCUCAAACAGAGUAAAACACAAAUGGAAAUGAAGAAAUUGCGUGAGCAGCAGAAAGCAUGUCGCCUCAGAGAAUUCAUGAAGAUGUUUAUAGAAAAACUGAAUUCACAAACUACUGAUGAGAUGGUGUUUGUUCUUAAAUGGAUCACAAUUUUUUUGGACAACUGCACUGCAAAUAUAUCAUCCUUUCAUAAUGAGUAUUAUGAAAAGUGAUCAAAGAUCUUGAACCUGAAAAAAAGUCAUGACAAAUCUGGGCAACUGGAGACAGAACAGGCAGAACUGGAGAAGAUUUCAGAAAAAAUUAAUGCUGCAUCCUUUGGUUUGGAGCACAUCUUGAGAGAGAUUGGUCAGAUAUAUGAAUCAAAUACAUGUGUACAAAAAAAUAAAAAAGAAAUAGGAAAAUUUAAUGUAUCUUCCUUACCAAGGCUUGUAGCAGACUUGAUGAUAUCUGGAUUUCCACUGGAGCUGAUGGAUGGAGAUACAGCUCAUGUUCCUCAAAUAUGGGUUUCUGCUGUUCUCGAUGAAGUCAGAAAUAAACUGGGAGAUCAGAGAGUUUUUGUCCUGUCAGUUCUAGGAAUUCAGAGCUCUGGGAAAUCUACCAUGCUCAAUGCUAUGUUUGGACUCCAGUUUUCAGUCAGUGCUGGAAGAUGCACAAGAGGAGCCUUCAUGCAGCUGGUCAAAGUGUCAGAAGAAAUGAAGGAAGAAUUGAAGUUUGAUUACAUUCUGGUUAUUGACACAGAGGGGCUUCGUGCUCCUGAACUGGCUGGAAUGUCAACAAGACAUCAUGAUAAUGAAUUGGCAACAUUUGUCUUAGGACUUGGAAACAUGACAUUGAUCAACAUAUUUGGAGAAAAUCCAACAGAGAUGGAAGACAUCCUUCAGAUUGUUGUUCAGGCCUUCCUGAGGAUGAAGAAGGUCAGACUAAAUCCCAGCUGCAUGUUUGUGCAUCAGAAUGUUGGAGACAUCACAGCUGGGGAGAAAAACAUGGAAGGAAGGAGACGUUUGCAGGAGAAACUGGAUGAAAUGACAAAGCUGGCAGCUAAAGAAGAAGAAUGUGAUGCAGAAUGUUUCAGUGAUAUCAUUACAUUUGACGUGCAGAGUGAUGUGAGGUACUUUGCACAGCUCUGGGAGGGCAGCCCACCCAUGGCUCCACCAAACCCAUCAUACAGUGAAUGUGUUCAGGAGUUGAAGAAUGCUAUUCUCAGAAAAACAUCUAAAUCUCGUAUAAUGACACUGUCAGAAUUUAAAACAAGUUUAAAUGAUUUAUGGAAUGCACUUCUUCAUGAAAACUUUGUGUUUAGCUUCAGAAACACUCUGGAGAUUGCAGUGUACAGGAAACUGGAAACUGAAUUUGGGAAAUGGACCUGGAAUCUGAGAAGCACCAUGUUGAGUACUGAAGACAAAUUACUCAAUAGAAUAUUGAAUGGAGACCCUCAAGUAACUGAAAAAGACCUCAUAGAAAAUAUGAAGAAGAAAAAAGAGGAAGUGAUGGAAUCAAUGAAACAAUACUUUGAAGAGGACAAGGACAAAGAAACUCUGAUUCAAUGGCGAAGCAGAUUCACUAACAAAAUUGAGGAACUUCAUGAUGAACUUGUCGGGGAAGCAAAAAAAAAGUUACAUGAAGUUCUUCAACAAAAGGAAACUAAAGAGAAGCUGGAGAAAAGAAAGAAAGAGUAUGAAAACAAGCUUUUUAAUCUGAGUAAAGAACUCGCUUUGAGGCUAAAAAAGGAAGAAUCAGAUGAACAUGCACUCAAGAAAGAAUUUGACAGUGUUUGGGAAAAAUGGGUCACUGAGCUCACGCAAAACACACCAAUGAUGAAAGACAUUAAUUUCUGGGAGGAUGUUAGACAAAUCCUGUCUGAAAGCUGUGAACUGUCUUUUUUGCAAGAGCAUUUUAGUCAGAAAACCUAUAAAAAACUAGGCAGUGUUGGAAAUUUCACUGAUUAUAUUAUUUUGAACAAAAAUGACAAGAAUUUAGAUGAGUGCAAACAACCAACAUGUUUUCAGAAGUUUCACAAUUUUGCCUCUUCACUGUAUAAUAGACUACAUGUACGUAUGACAGGCAAACAGACCGAACAACUUGAAAAUGAUUUAUGUGCAGAAGACAACAUGUCAAUAAGGAAACUGGUCAAUGACAUUGCUGAGCAAACAUCUGACUUACUCAAGGUAAUAGACAGUUCACAUCUGGGUUACAACAUUGGCCAAGUUCAGGAAAUAACAGGCUUUAUCCAAAAUGCUGUAAAAUCAUUUCAAAUUGAGAACCACAGAUUUGUGUUAAAGAAGGAGUUCACGCUGAAUCUGUGUCUGUAUGUAUGCCAACAUGCAGAGUCCACAUUUGUCGAAUGCCACAAACAAUUCACAAAAACAAAUGAUCCAAAACAUUAUCUGGAGAGUCAGAAACUGCAGUACUAUAAGGUCUACAGGAACUUCUGCCAAGAUGCUACAACCGCAACCAUAUUUGGUGAUCUUAUCUGCAGCAAACUUGAACAACCAAUCCUGCAAGCAGUCUACAAUCAAACUGCUAUUGAUGUGGCAGCAGAUAUGAAAGAUUCAAGCCGUGCAUUUAGCAGUAACAGAUCCAACUUGGAGAAGCAUAUCCUGAAAUCCCUUGCAGAAGAGGAGGACUUUGAGAAGUACAAAGUGUACAUUCACAAUCCCAAACAAUACUUCAGGACAUUUAUAGCAGAUCAGGCUGCCAAAUACCUCAACCGUGAAAACAAAAAGGUUCAGAUCAUUUUUAAAAACAAACUGAAAAAUAAAAAAACAAGAAUAACCAAUGCAGUGCAUGUAGCAACAGAGGAGGUCAAGAACAGUCAUGGAAAUACCAGCAUGUGGCUGAAAAGCUUCUCUUCUAAUCUAAUAGAUGAGCUGAACUUCACUGAAAUAUUGCGUGUUGAUCAGUUGGAAGUUACAGACUUUGAUUUUCUUAGUGAAAUUUUAAAUGAAGCUCUUUCAGAGACUGUAGAGUUACAUAGUGCAGACAUUAAAAUGGAAGCAUUCCAGAAAAGGUCAGUUGAGAUUUUGACUGAACAUCUGUCUCAGUGCUGCUGGGCACAGUGUCCUUUCUGUAAAGCCAUCUGCACUGGAACAAUGAAAGGCCAUGAUGGAGAGCACAGUGUUCCUUUCCAUCGAUCAGAUGGAAUCAAUGGGUGGCAUUACAGACAUACAGAGAAUCUUAGUUUUGAUUUCUGUACAACUGCAGUGCAGAGUGCUAAAUGUUUUCAUCCUAGAGUAGACUCAGAUGAGUCAGUGCCUUUCAAACAAUACAGAUCAGCAGGAGGAGUGUAUGCUAAGUGGAACAUCACCCCCGACUGCUCAGAGUUACCAUAUUGGAAGUGGUUUGUGUGCAAAUUCCAGAAGGACCUGGAAAACCUCUAUGGUAAAAAAUUCCAGGGCCUGGGGGAGAUUCCUGGUGAAUGGAAGACGUAUACUAAGGAGGAUGCUAUUGAGAGUUUGAACAGUUACAUUUAAGUAGGAAGAAAAGAUAUUUGUAUUAUUCUUAGAAAUGAAGACAAUCACAGUAAAAUAUCUGUGCAAUAUCAGCAAUAGUAAUCAAAAGACAAAUAAGUAGACAAUGAAAACAUAUAAAUAAGGACUUCUUGAACUUUUAAUCAGUUGCAUUGCAUUUUUUUUUCUCUCAGUUUUACGUUUGUAUGAAAAGUUAAUGAUUUUCAUGAUUCUGCAGGUAAGGACCCUUAAUAAGAUUUAAUUUAGUCCAAAUG
Messenger RNA from Pygocentrus nattereri (red-bellied piranha), 6304 nucleotides. RefSeq names its product interferon-induced very large GTPase 1-like. The record is from RefSeq and is a predicted model, not a curated record. Gene Ontology annotation, molecular function: GTP binding. The transcript is spliced from 4 exons. NCBI's taxonomy places the organism in Eukaryota, Metazoa, Chordata, Actinopteri, Characiformes, Serrasalmidae.